UGAAUGCUGCCAUGCCGAGUCUUGCGGAAGUAAAUAUCCUUGCAACGUGUCUUUCCUCUUUCCGAGCAAAGCGACAGAACAUUUUCGAACGAUGGGUCGCCGCAAGUCCAAACGAAAACCCCCUCCUAAGAAGAAGAUGACCGGGGAUCUAGACACUCAAUUCACCUGCCCCUUCUGCAACCACGAGAAGUCAUGUGACGUCAAAAUGGAGAGAACCAGAAAUACUGGGAUAAUAUCUUGUACGGUCUGUUUGGAGGAGUUCCAGACGCCUAUUACUUAUCUGUCAGAGCCAGUAGACGUGUACAGUGAUUGGAUAGACGCUUGUGAAUCGGCCAAUCAGUAGCCUCGGAGGAGGAGGAGCAAAAAAUAAAUUUUUUUAAACACAUAGAUUUUUUUUUCUCUAGUUUUUAUUUGUUUUUGGCUUUACUUUAGCUGUGUAGAUUUUUUUAAUGCCUGCAAGAAUCCACUGUUGACAAAAUGUGAUUGCGCGCAUGUGUGUGGCCCGAGACAGAAACUACGGACGGCGACCUCUUCGUUGGGAAAACCUGCACGAUUGAAGAUCCGAUGGGAAAUUCAAUGUCAGUUCAUGGCUGACAAUAUUGGGCAGCACAGUGAUUAGCAAUGAACAUACUUGCUUCGCAGCGGUGAGGAUUGGGGUUGGAAUCGCACACGUUCUUUCUCCCACGGUCUAAGAACAUGCAUGUUCGAGUCAUUCCACAAUCUGAAUUGCACAUUGAGGUGAAUGAUGACAAGCGCCCUGCGAUUGACAGGUGACCAGUGCAGUGGCCUCUCUCCCGAGGUCAGCUGGGCAAGAUAUAGUGCAUUUCCAUAAAAAUUAUAAUAAUAAAUGUAUUGUUAAAAAAACAACAACUGAAACUAAUGGCUGCUUUUAUCCUUUUUCCCUCCAAAUUUGAAUAUGGAUCAUGUUUAUGAUGUGUGUAUCUGUAAGGGGUGUGUGUGCAGUUCUCCAAUAAAAGACAAUUUGAUACA
This is a messenger RNA of Hippocampus comes (tiger tail seahorse), 990 nucleotides long. RefSeq names its product transcription elongation factor 1 homolog. Gene Ontology annotation, cellular component: transcription elongation factor complex. The transcript has 4 exons. Gene Ontology annotation, molecular function: RNA polymerase II complex binding. The coding region runs from base 92 to 343 and encodes 83 amino acids. Gene Ontology annotation, biological process: transcription elongation by RNA polymerase II. The record is from RefSeq and is a predicted model, not a curated record. Lineage: Eukaryota; Metazoa; Chordata; Actinopteri; Syngnathiformes; Syngnathidae.